CCAAUUGGAACUAUCUUGUUAAUUUUGAAUGUUUCUAAAUUUUAUAUAUAUUCAUUUGGGAGCUUAAAAAUUAUCAUUUUGGUCAUCUAUAUCAUGUUUAUUUAGCAUUUACAUGGGAAUGUAUGUCAUUUUUGAUAAAUUAAUCCGUUGCCAUGGCAACGGCCGAAAAUGGCAUUUUAAAAUUUACCUCCCAUCUUUAAAAUAAAUCUUAGGGCAUAUACUUAUACUUGUGAAAGUUUCAUGCUUUAGUCAAAAUUUGCACAAUUGUUCGGCUAAUCCGCUCUACUAUAAAUUACAUUAGACGAUAUGGCAAUUAAAUCAAGCGACGAUUAGCCCAACUGGGCAUUAGACGAAAUGGCUAUUUGACCAAGUGGUCACUAGACUAAUUGGCUAUUAGAACAAGUGGUCAUUAGAACAAAUGAGAAUUGGACUAAGUUGGUUUAGCUCGAAUGUUGUUAGCCCAUCUGAAGAAUAGACCAAGUGAUAUAAGACCAACCGUCAGUUAACCGUUAAAACAACCAUAAAGUAUUUUGCAAAAUUCGAAAUCUGAACAAAACAAGCAUUUGAACUUAUUUUACAAAAAUAUAUGCAUAUCCUCUUGUAACCUCAAAUAACCUAAGCUUUUCUUUUAGAAUGUAGAUGAAAUUCAUUUAGCAAUUUGUAUUGACUUGAUUGCCAAGCCCUAUCUUAACCAGUUACUUACUAAAAUCGGUUAAUCCAUGUACAAAGCUUGUGUGUCUAUCACAUGAUCCAGUAGUCAACAUGCUAACAAACUUUUGACAUACCUAUCAAUGCUUACCGAGGCAGUACUAUUUAUAUGUGAUAAAUGAGAAAGGAGUCUAAUAAAAUCUAAUAAAGCAUGUUAAGCUAUUAUGUGGCCUUAUUUCUCCAACCAGAAGUAAAAUUCUUUGGCAACUCACUUUCAUGGUAGAAAAAGCAUGCUUCUUAUACGUACACUAUUUCAUUAAUAUAAAAAAGGUAGGGCAAGACAAUUGCCACACCAACAUGCUAGAGUACUAAGGUCUCGUUGAAUUAUCAAAGUGUCGAUGAAUAAAUCAAUGAAUAAAAACGCACAAAUUAAUCAUGUUUAGUCCGUCUCGUGCGUAUAGGUCGCUGCUGUGACUGGAAAAUUACUCAUUGGUCUACCCCGUCUUGACCGGGCCUUAAAGGCCUGGUCCCACUGACAGACGGACAUAAAACGUAUUCAUAAGGACACGGCGGACGAGCAAAAUUUCGGGAGUGGCUCCAUACCUUUUCAUCCGCUCCAGAAGAAGACAAAAUUUGCGAAAACAUAACGGAAAAGAACGGGCGUGGGUAGUUGGUAGCGCGGAUGGUAAACGAAUGUUCAUCGGAAAGCUAGCAGAUGAAAGUGGAUGACAGCUCCGAAGGGGUUACCGAGAGUUUUGAAUACGUUAUAAUACGAGAUGCAUACGCUUACAUCCUUUCUAUUUCCGUGCUACUGACGAUGUACAGACGUUCCAUGUACAUGUACCUUAUCUUUCUCCCUCUUUCCGUUGCUCAGCUUGAGUGGAUGUGGGUUGCGAGGAUGUUCAGAGAAUGCAGAGAGGAUACCCCGUACGUUUAACGGAUGACAACGGACUUGGAACGUUUGUUACUCGUAUAUGUUGCGGAAUACAUCAGGGCCCUGGGGACGAUUUUUUUAGUGGGGAUGCUGACAUGUGCUGAAAUCUCUUCUCAAAGGUGGGGGGGGGGCACAAUAAAGUUUCCAAUGUUAUUGUAUAUACACACACACAUGACAGUAAUUUCUUAGCUGUAUUCUUAUAAACGAACAUAGUGCGAGCGCGAAGCGCAAAGUUAUUUUUUUUUUUGAAAUUUCAUGUAUUUUGUCCUGAAAAUUGAGCAAUGUUUGUGAUCCUGAACAAGAUGCGUAUGUAACAAAUAAUUACAGCGUGAGCAGAAAUUUUUAAUAUACGUUCUGAACUGAUGGAAAAGGGACCUGUUAUAAGGACUGUUUGCAGUUACCCAUGAAGACGAUACAUAUUUCAACAAUCAAAUAAUGCGAGCGCGAGCUGAAAAUUGUUGACAUUCAGACCUAAAACUGGGCAUUUCAUACACUUUUUGUAAUCAUGAACAGGAUAGGUUCAUAACUAUACAAUAAUUGAUGCGAGCGCGAAGCACGAGCGGAAAAAAUGAGAUUUCAGACGUUAAAACGGGACACUCUAUUCAUGUUUUGUAAAUCCGGAAAAGGAUGGGUAAAUUGGUAUCUUACUACAUUAAUGUGAGCGCGAAGUGCGAGCAGAAAAUUUUGAUAUCCUGAUCUGAAACUUUAUGAUUUAUGAGCACGUUUAACAAAAAUAGCUACGUAUAUGAAUAAACAUGCAUGCGCGUGUUUAGAUUUAGGCCUUGAAUCUGGGCAUUCUAAAUACAUUUUUUUUUAUUGUGAAAGUCAAUAAUGCGAGCUCGAACCGCGAUCUGAAAAAGGGUGAAUUUAAGCACUAUUUCAAGCACUGAGUAUGAAAUUCUUAAUUGGGGGGGGGGGUGUUACACCCACAAAUGUAAUAACUCCCACAAAUGUAAUAACGCCCACAAAUGUAACAAGACCUUACCCACAAAUGUAAUAAAUUUAAAGGGAUAUUUUUUAUGAAUUCGUCCUAAACUAAAGCCCUGUUGAACUAAUGUUAUCGCGUUUACAAGGACUUCAAAAGGGUAAGAUGAAAACGUGUCAGUGUGACCUUGACCUUUGACCUUUUGAACUCAAAGUCAAUAGGCUUCCUAGGAUCCAUGCUAGUAUCAUAUUUCUGUCAUUUAUCAUACCUACUAGAUUUCCAGGGGUUGCUGCUUAUGGAAAAUAACACACGCAGCACCCACAAGGAAAAUUUGGGGGUGUCCGUUCUAAAAGUUUUGUGUAGCUCAAAAAUUGUUACGCGGAUCAAAUCACAGUGGACGAAUGCUCGGUGGAUAGAGCGUGUGUAGCACUAUGCAGUGAGUACACAACGGAUACAAAGCGGGUUUUUUCUAACGGAUGGCACGAUUUUUUCCCCCGUUUUACAUCCCCUUUGCCUCUGUAAGCGUGUGAAACACGUAUGCGAUGAGUACACAACGGAUGCAUAUCAUUUGCCAACAGAUGGCAAGUUUUUUUUUACGUUUUACACCCUCUUUGCAUCCAUAAGUGCAGUAGGGCCGGGUCUUUAGUUUCAGAGAUGUCGAAGGGACUAUUUACAUCCCUGACUGCUUAGACUUUCCCCGCGAUGUCUUUGCUAAAUCUAAGAUGCUUUUAGGAGAACAGGAAGAUUGAUGAGACGUAGACGAGACGUCGACUUGAUGAUGUUUGACUUACUUUAAGGAUUUAUCUCACUAAAGGAGACGUCUCUGCGACGCGUCAGAGACUUCAGGGGCGAAGACAUCAGUGAAACGAAAAAAAGUCUCUGCGGCGUAUCCAUAAAAGGUGAUUUGGCUGCAACUAAGAAAAGUCUCCGAGAUGUCACAGCCACUAUUUGGAGACAUUGCAGGAACAUCUCCACAACUGUCGGGAAAAGUACUUGUGAUCAUGUCUGGAUAAGUCACAGAGACCUCUGCUCGGUUAUGCCGGGAAAAAAAAAAUAUGUUUGAGACGCCUGGAUUGUACGUCUCUGAGACGAUCGAGAUAGGGCCUUCCGUAUACAUGUCUAUUAAAUUUCCCUUUACGUAAAUGGAUGAGGUCUACCAUUAAGGCAAGGAUACAAGUUUUAACUUUCCCAAUAGAUUUUUCAGAAAAAAACUCUUAUUUGCAACACUGUACAGCGAAAUGGUUUUUAAAAUGCAAUGCAAUUUAUUAUUUUUUAAGUAAUGAUUAAUAUUCAUUCUUGCUUUUCCCUUUUUCCUCCAAACAUUCUUCGCAGUUGAUAAUGGAUUAUGCUCAUCUGACCUGUGUCAAAACGAAGGUGAAUGCGUCGAUGCUCCAUUCGAUUACUACUCGUGUAAAUGUACCAAUGGAUAUUAUGGAAAUUACUGUGAACUUGGACAGAAAGAUAUCGAAUACUUCGUAAACAAGUUUGAUGAGCUCCAGAGCCCCAAUUAUCCCGGGAGUUAUCCGAACGAUAUUGACCGCUUCUACACUGUACUGGUCCAUGGCGCUACAACUAUCAGUUUUACUAUUGUUGAACUUGACCUUCAAGAAAAUAUAGAUGAAUUAUCAUAUGGUUACGAUGCCUCCCUCGCAACGCCCCUAGGAACGUUUACAGGAAGCAUCACAAACCAUAUAAAAGAUGUUCAAGGAGAUUUCGUCUGGUUCCGAUUAGUGACAGACGGAAACAACCCCCAAUCGACAAACUACGUUGGUUUCAGCAUCACGUAUGAAGCAGAUAUUGAUGACUGUGCAACUCACUUGUGUGAAAAUGGUGCUACGUGUGUUGAUGUUGGAGUAGGCGCCUAUAGGUGUGAUUGUACUGAUCAGUUUGAGGGCAUAUUAUGCCGAAUAAGUAUCGUGCCCAUGCCCUGUGCAAGUAACCCGUGCAAUGGCAACGGUGAUUGUCGCAAUGUCACUAAUGAUUUUCAAUGUGAUUGUUAUCCUGGUUUUCUUGGGCAGACCUGCAACAUUGCUGACCCAUGUUUUAACAACCCUUGUUUGAAUAACUGUGACUGCAGUGUCACCGCUACUUUUACAACCAGCUGUUUAUCUACUAACCCAUUUAUCACGGGCUCACUUUGUGAAAUCGUCCAUCCAUGCAAUGAUCCACAACUCUGUGAGAAUGGUGGAAACUGUAAUCCAUCGGGAUCUUCAUUUUCAUGUUCUUGUCUUCAGGGAUUCGUUGGGGAUGUGUGCCAACAUGAUGACCCAUGUGAGCCGGUAAAUCCGUGUCAAAAUAGUGGAACAUGCAACCCUACAACGGACGGAUCCAGUUUUACUUGUGCUUGUAUUUUAUUCUGGGGAGGUUCAACAUGUACUGACCCAUUGGGAUGUGACAACGUGGAUUGUCAAAAUGGUGGGACGUGUAACAUUGAUUCUGUUAGUGGAAAUUUUGAUUCCUGUGUCUGCACUCCUGAGUAUUAUGGGCCUUUCUGUUCCAAUGCAUUCCCAUGUACCAACCAGGGCACUGGCAGUGGUGUAUGCAAUGGACAAGGCACUUGUGAGAAUAUUGAAGUUACUAGUGGAAUCUAUACUUAUCGAUGUACGUGCAUCCCUGGAUACGUAGGACUCACAUGCAGAUAUGAGGAUCCUUGUAGCGCAGUUAACGAUCCUUGUCAGAACAAUGGGGUUUGCUCUGUCAUGUUUCUUUCCUCUGAUCCUGAUGCUGCACCUAUUGCUGAUUGCUCGUGUCCCGUAGAUCUUUACUAUGGAGACAAUUGCGAAAAUGCUUAUCCUUGUACCAUUAACCCAUGCUUAUCCGGAGGGACAUGUAUGAACAUUGGACUUGUUAACUACGAUUGCAAUUGUACUAAUUCCUACAUUGGAGAAAGAUGCCAAGCAGUUAAUCCUUGCAAUAGCAACCCAUGUUUGAACGGCGGUGCAUGUGAUGGAUCUGUGGUCUCUGGUACUACAACUGAAUACAGGUGUAACUGUAUAGGGUCAUGGACAGGCCAACGAUGCGAAAUUGGUGAUUGCUCACCAGACAACCCGUGCAUGAAUGGAGCAACUUGUCAAUCAACGUCGAGCGGCACAUUUCAGUCAUGUCUUUGUCCGGCAGGGUAUACUGGGCCGCAAUGCGAGACUGAGAUUCCAUGUUAUGACACCAGAAAUCCUUGUCAAAACAAUGCAGCAUGUACAUCGACCGACCAAGACCAAAACUUUGUCUGCACGUGCUUUACUGGAUUUCUUGGACCUCUAUGCCAAUAUGAAUCCUCAUGCAAUUCCCAGCCGUGUACAAAUAGUGGUACUUGCAAUGUGAUCGACAGAGGUGAUCAGCCACCUAACUAUUCUUGUGACUGUCCCGAAGACUAUUACGGAUCUAUGUGUCAAAUGUCAAAAUCGUGUCUCAAUGAUCCCUGUCUAAACGGAGGGACAUGUGACCAGAUGACAAACACUGUACACAGUUGUAAUUGCCUACCAGAGUACACCGGGAUGCGAUGUCAGUACGAUGACCCAUGCUUGGUGACACCUUGUCUAAACGGUGGGACAUGUAGUCGGUUUGAUGACGGUCUCAAUAGAACUUGCAUUUGUACAGAUUCCUGGAUUGGAGAUGACUGUUCACUGGACGGUGGAUGCAAUCCCGAUAACCCGUGCAGAAAUGGGCAAUGUGUUUCGGACAGCUCUACCGGAAGUUUUGUUCGAUGUGAUUGCGAUCCUGGAUUUAUAGGCUCAGUCUGCCAAACCAUUGAUCCGUGUUUCAUCAACCCUUGUCGAAAUGGCGGUCAGUGUAAUAUCGCUUCCACUAACGUAGCUCAACAUGUGUGUACUUGUGCUUUUUCAUGGACCGGUAGCUCUUGCGAAAUACCUAGCGGAUGUAAUCCCAAUCCUUGUAAUGGAGAAACAUGUAUACACAACACUUUAACAGGAGAAUUAACGAGGUGUGACUGUCCUCUUUCACGUCUCGGUGACAAUUGUGAAUUUGUAAACCCUUGCAAUUCUGACCCAUGUCAGAACGGAGGUGAAUGUGAAGUUACACUUGGGAUUGAACCACCUGUAUACCAGUGUUCGUGCCCGUAUGUAUGGGUAGGGGGUAACUGCCAAGAAGCCGGCGGAUGUCAAGGAACAGUUUGUCUGAAUUUGGGUACUUGCGUGUAUGAUUUCACUACCGGAGAACACAUUCGCUGUGAUUGCACGUCAUCAUAUACCGGUGCUAAUUGUCAAAUAGUGAGACCCUGUUCUACCGAUCCCUGUCAGAAUGGAGCAACUUGCAAUCCGAUGGGCGACAGUGUUUACUCUUGUAUUUGUACUACAGAAUGGGUCGGGCGCCACUGCAAUAUUGAUAAUCCAUGUAUUCCAAAUCCUUGUCAAUAUGGAGGGACAUGCGAGCCCACAAAUCAAGGAACGUUUUCAUGCUCAUGUAGAGAUGGCUUCACUGGUACAAGAUGUGAAGAUGCCAAACUAUGCCAGAGUCGUCCGUGUUUCAACAAUGGACAAUGCAGUGUAAAUGAUGCGGGGACGGAGAUUAUAUGUGACUGUCCAAUGCUGUUCUCAGGACCCCUCUGUCAAGAUUCUGAUGAGUGUGCUAUGAAUCCUUGCCUCAAUGAUGGAAUAUGCCGACCGAAUGGAAAUACCUUCACAUGUCAAUGUCAGAGUGAUUUCACGGGUGGAAUUUGCGAAACGCCAGUGUCUGUGGUGAGUUGCAACAAUGAAUGUAGCGGUAAUGGUGCCUGUAUUCCAGAUGCUGAUGGUAACUUUUUAAGAUGUCUGUGUUUUGCUGGAUUUACUGGACCACGGUGUGAGACUGCAGUGUCAGUUUGCGAUAGAGUAGAGUGCUUAAACGGAGGCAGCUGUUUCUUAAGAGGCAAUAACGGGUUCAUUUGCUCGUGUGCUGUUGGAUUCAGAGGAACAUUGUGUGAAAUAGGAGAUGGUAAUACACAGAUUUGUGCUGUGAAUACAUGUUUCGGCAGAGGAACGUGUGAUGAUUCUGGCAAUGCUGUUAGAUGCGUAUGCAACGAGGGAUAUACAGGACAAUUCUGCCAAACAACGGUUUCAUCGUCCCAGUGCAGUGGUUUUGUGUGUUUGAAUGGCGGGUCGUGCUUUCAAAGCACAAUCACUGGUGAAUUCAUUUGUACUUGUGUCUCUGGUUUUACGGGAGAUCGAUGCGAAAAUGAUACACGUCAAUGCAUUCCAAACCCUUGCCGAAGUGGUUUAUGCUCAGCGACAAUAAAUGGAUACAGAUGUAACUGUUUCAAUGGCUUCACAGGAACAAAUUGUGACGUACCGACUUCUACCAGUUGCUCACCGAACCCAUGUAAAAAUGGCGGAAGAUGUUCAAUCUCUUCCAAUCAACUUACACCAACAUGCACCUGUCCUUUCGGAUACACUGGGGAUGUUUGUGAAUUCGUUCCAGCAGGUGGACAUGCGACCAAUAUAAAAUCAUCAAGUUUGGUUUUCCUGUUUUGUAUCAUCUCACUGCUGAUGGGUUUAUACCAGUGAUACAUCAACACAAAUAUAGCCCCCAUAACACAUUACCCCCAUAACCCCAUUUGGGAUCAAUCGUUAAUUUAAAAGGACUCUUCUGACAAAACAAAAACUUGCAAAUGCACAUUUGGAAUAUAGGAUAUAGAUCAAUUUGCUUUUUAAAUUUUAAAUUGUAAAUUAAAUUUAUUUCAAUGUAAGACCAGUUGAAAUAUAUGAAAUAUAAUAAAAUAAAAGUUGUUUUAAUUCUGCAAGUCUUAAUGAUAUUACUGUUAAGUAGCCACUGGAUGAACAGGUCAGUGCCUCAUAUUUUGUCAUCUUCAUUUUACUCUUUAUAUUAUCAGUUUAGAAGCAUAUACUUAUGUCUUUCAGUAUGAAAAAAUUUGAUAUUUAUUUCAUGUACAUCUUCCACUUCUUUACUUCAUUCUUGUCAACAAUGAUGAUGCAAUUUGUUGAGACGUAUGUGUCUAUCCUUCAUUUUCUCAGGCACUGUUAUAUUCUUUUCCGCUUUAUAAUAUUUAUACCAUGUAGAAUUAGAUAGAUAUAUUUGAUAUUUUCUACCUCAGUAUUAUUCACCCCAUUUUUUCUCUCCAUCUCUCUCUUAAAUUAUCAAUUUAUCUACCUUCUAUGCUCUAUAUUUCUCUUCCUUUUGUAACAUUUUUUCUUUUUUCCUCCUUCACUUCAACUAUGUUACCUAAGUGUUUUUUUUUUAUUCCUAUUCUGCGGCAUAAUCUAUAAAAGGAAUAAUAAUUUGUACAAGAUGGCGUACUUAAUAAAAUAUACUCAGUGCCAUUAUUCCUAGUUUUAGGCAAAAUAUUUCCAUCUGUAGUAGAUCCUUGAUCCAAUAAACCAUUGAAAUUGAGGACAAACCUUCUUUCGUUUGAUCCGGUAAAGAUCAGGGCAGGGAGUGGAUAGAUAAUAUUUACUCUGCUACUAAGAGGAAGAAAAGAAGCCCAAUUACAACUCCAUUCCACUCAAGUUGAUGGAGAACGUACACUGGACCUCAAAGUUGUCAAUUCCCCAUAAAAAGUGACGAUAGACAACCUCUUAACAUGUAAUGUGAAAUCAAUUGAUUAUUGGGAGCACUGCAGUUCGUGUCUAAUGAAUGAUUGCUGUCAUCAUACAUGGAAAUUAUUUCACUAUUAAAUCUCUGAAAAUAUUUUACUAUCAGUUGUAUGUGAUUUUAAGGAAAACAUAAUUAUUAUACUAUUUAUGAUGUUCUUAAGUUGUAUUACUAAUCUUUGUGGUGGCGGAUUCUUCUAUUUAUAAUGAAAUUAUAAAUAGAAGAUUGUGAUGAAUCAAAUACAUCUUUUGCGCAAAAUUGCACUAUAUUACAAUUUGUUGAGUAUACAUACAUGUUUUUAAUUUUUUGUAAUGAUUGUCGCGCAAAGUUUAUCCUGUCAGUCUGAAAUGCAACUUUUCAUUCAAGUUCUUAAAAAUGUUAUACUAUAUAUCUAAUUACCUUAUUCUGUUUUGAAUUUGAUGAAGUCUAACAAAAAUGAAAGGGAUCUACUCAGAUGUUUCAAAUACACUAAAUAAUUAUUUGAAUGGAACCCUAUUAGAAUGAUUGUGUCCACUUGUGUAAUGCAGCAACUAUAGGCUUUUCUUUAUUAUAGACUUCUAUUAAAGCCCUGUAUAUUCUACUGCUUUGCUAAUACAUUUUAGUAUCUAAUUUAUCAGUAAACAGAGUGAAGUGCCUUUCGAUGUUUUUUUUUCAAUGUAACAAACAGUACUGUAAAUUGUAUAUCCUACAUAGCUAAGGUUAAGAGAGAAUGUUUAUUUCGCAGCAUAACUUAUCAGUUUACUUACAUGUAAGUCAUUUUUCAUAAGAUUCAAUCUUGAUCUGAAAUUUGCUGGUUUAUUUGUUUCGCAUUUGUGAAAUUAUACAGUUACAUCAAAAGUUGUUGCUUAUUUAUUGUUAAAAAAGCAGGGUCUCUCAUGUCAGUACUACAGAACAUAUAAAUAAUAUAAGGCACACAAUGUCAACCAUGUAAACCAAGAAAAAAUACUCACGUAUUCUGAAAUAAAUGCAGAAUGAUUUAUAAAUCAGA
This is a messenger RNA of Lytechinus pictus (painted urchin), 10035 nucleotides long. Its product is annotated as neurogenic locus notch homolog protein 1-like. The record is from RefSeq and is a predicted model, not a curated record. The transcript is spliced from 33 exons. Gene Ontology annotation, molecular function: calcium ion binding. Gene Ontology annotation, biological process: establishment or maintenance of epithelial cell apical/basal polarity; heterophilic cell-cell adhesion. Gene Ontology annotation, cellular component: plasma membrane; protein-containing complex. Lineage: Eukaryota; Metazoa; Echinodermata; Echinoidea; Temnopleuroida; Toxopneustidae. Bases 4430 to 8002 code for a protein of 1190 amino acids.